This is a messenger RNA of Anisakis simplex (herring worm), 381 nucleotides long. The record is from the annotation of a GenBank genome assembly. Lineage: Eukaryota; Metazoa; Nematoda; Chromadorea; Rhabditida; Anisakidae.
AUGCGCAAACUUGAUCGUGAACUACCAUCAGAACGGCAGUUUGUGAUCGAAGUUCGAGCAACAGAUAAAGGAAAUCCACCACGAGAGGGUGCUGGUAAUGUUACAAUCAAAGUGCUCGAUGUGAACGAUAACGAGCCGUAUUUCGAGAAACCGCUCUAUACGAGCUCAGUGCCCGAAACAGCCCUUGUCGGAGCACCAGUGAUGAGUGUAUCGGCGGUGGACCGUGAUAAUGAAGCAAAGGAUAACGUUUUCUCGUAUGAGCUGAUGGACGAACACAAAUAUUUCUACAUGACAACCGAAGCCGACUCGAGCAGUUCGAGCGUUGGAGUGUUGAGAGUUAAAAGGGUCCGUUUUUUUUUUUUGAUUCACAUGCAUACUUGA